AUGAUGAACAAGAACAAGGUGGCUAAAGCUAAAUACGAGGAGGCUGGAACGUGGGUUUUUUGGGACAUUGAUGACUGUCCGGUUCCUAGAAGUUGUAAAUCUCAAGAAAUCGCUCAGAAAAUAAUCUCGGCGCUGAAUAAGCUGAACUACUGUGGUCCACUCUCCAUCUCUGCCUAUGGAGAUAUGAAUCACAUUCCUCCUUCCAUCAAACAAGCUCUCUCUUCCACUGGAAUCUUUCUUAAACACGUCCUGCCCAAUAUGUUUCGCUCACAUAUGUUUAAUGAAAUGUUGGAUUGGAAAUAUGAAAUUCCAACUCCGGCUAAUCUAAUGGUCAUCUCCCGUAGCGAACUACUCUCUAUCACUUUUGAUGAGCCGAAGGCGGGACACAACAUUCUUUUGGUACAUCAUCCACAUUCUUCAGAAGACAGUGUCGCUUUUGCAAAGACCAGAUGGCUCUGGAGAGGCUUAUUGGAAGAACCAUAA
Messenger RNA from Eutrema salsugineum, 483 nucleotides. RefSeq lists its product as uncharacterized. Gene Ontology annotation, cellular component: peroxisome. Lineage: Eukaryota; Viridiplantae; Streptophyta; Magnoliopsida; Brassicales; Brassicaceae. The coding region runs from base 1 to 483 and encodes 160 amino acids. The transcript has 2 exons. Gene Ontology annotation, molecular function: RNA nuclease activity. The record is from RefSeq and is a predicted model, not a curated record. Gene Ontology annotation, biological process: regulation of gene expression.